Mangifera indica (mango) is the source of this 1658-nucleotide messenger RNA. RefSeq names its product basic leucine zipper and W2 domain-containing protein 2-like. Gene Ontology annotation, cellular component: membrane; cytoplasm. The transcript is spliced from 8 exons. Bases 145 to 1383 code for a protein of 412 amino acids. The record is from RefSeq and is a predicted model, not a curated record. Gene Ontology annotation, molecular function: protein binding. NCBI's taxonomy places the organism in Eukaryota, Viridiplantae, Streptophyta, Magnoliopsida, Sapindales, Anacardiaceae.
UUGUAUAAUAAUAUCAUUGUCCCGAAACGCAUCAGAAUACCAACACUCUCUCCCAUUUUUCUCCUUUUCUUCUUCUCUUUUCACCUGUCAAUUUGCAGAGCGAGUAUCUCUCUCCCCUCUCUUGAUCCUUCCUCGUCUUGGUUUAUGAGCUCGAAGGAGAAACCCACUCUUGGUGGAACGCGGAUUAAGACCCGCAAACGGAACAUUGCAGCUCCUCUGGACCCUGCAGCAUUUUCAGAUGCAGUGGUCCAGAUAUAUCUGGAUAGUGCUGGUGGUGAUCUGGACCUUGUUGCCAAGAGCCUUGAAUUGUCUGACCUUAACUUCUCACGAUACGGUGACACCUUUUUUGAGGUUGUUUUCACAGGAGGCCGUACACAACCUGGAACAACAAAACCUGAUGAGGGUGAGCGCCACCCCUACUCUAUAAUAGACUGUGAGCCUAAACGUGAAGCCAUUUUACCAUCUGUAAUCUACAUACAAAAGAUCCUGCGGCGAAGGCCUUUUCUCAUAAAGAAUCUUGAAAAUGUUACGAGAAGAUUCCUGCAGUCCUUGGAGCUUUUCGAGGAAAAUGAAAGGAAGAAGCUGGCUAUUUUCACAGCACUUGCAUUCUCUCAGAAGCUCUCAGGGCUUCCUCCAGAGACUGUUUUCCAGCCACUCCUUAAGGAUAAUCUUGUUGGAAAAGGGCUAGUUCUUACAUUCGUAACAGACUUCUUUAAGGAGUAUCUGGUUGAUAAUAGCCUUGAUGAUUUAAUUGCAAUUCUGAAACGUGGUAAGAUGGAGGACAGUCUUCUGGAAUUCUUCCCAUCUGGGAAGCGGUCUCCUGAAGGUUUCUCUGAGCAUUUCACCAAGGAAGGACUGACAUCCUUGGUUGAGUACAAUGAGAAGAAGAUAUUUGAAGUGAAACUGAAGGAAAUGAAAUCUGCGUUAACAACCCAAAUAGCAGAGGAGACUGAAAUAUCUGAAGUUAUUGAAACUGUGAAGCAACGCAUCAAAGAUGCUAAAUUACCUGACAUUGAGGUUGUGCGCAUACUGUGGGAUGUCUUGAUGGACGCAGUUCAAUGGUCUGGGAAGAACCAGCAGCAGAAUGCUAAUUCAGCUCUGCGCCAGGUGAAAACAUGGGCAGAACUGUUAAAAGCCUUCUGCACCAACAGAAAACUUGAGCUAGAACUCAUGUACAAAGUUCAGAUGCAAUGCUAUGAGGAUGCUAAGUUGAUGAAGCUCUUCCUGGAGAUCAUUAGGUCUCUCUAUGAUCAGGAAGUGCUUGCCGAAAACACGAUUCUUCACUGGUUCCGCAAAGGGACAAACCCCAAGGGCAGGCAAACCUUUGUUAAGGCUCUGGAGCCAUUUGUGAAGUGGCUGGAGGAAGCAGAAGAAGAGGAGUGAAGUUUGUGAGCUGAUGAUGAUAACAACAAUGAUGAUGACAAUGACAACACUCAAAUCAAAUCCUUGUUCUUCUGUUUUCUAUCAUAAUUAUUAGUAUGCAAAAGGCUAUAUGACAAUGUCAACUGUCAUUUAAAAAAAAAAAAAAAAAACUCUUCCAGUUCCUUUGACAUUUGCUGUGUGGUGCCUGUUAAAAACCCCAUAUGAUCAAACCAUUCUAGAUCAUUUUACUACAACUGCUACUUACAAUAAUCAAUGUCCCUUUGUACUUCCCUUUA